Messenger RNA from Pelmatolapia mariae (spotted tilapia), 5222 nucleotides. RefSeq names its product 3-oxoacyl-ACP synthase, mitochondrial (gene oxsm). The transcript is spliced from 2 exons. Gene Ontology annotation, biological process: fatty acid biosynthetic process. Bases 164 to 1561 code for a protein of 465 amino acids. The record is from RefSeq and is a predicted model, not a curated record. Gene Ontology annotation, cellular component: mitochondrion. NCBI's taxonomy places the organism in Eukaryota, Metazoa, Chordata, Actinopteri, Cichliformes, Cichlidae. Gene Ontology annotation, molecular function: 3-oxoacyl-[acyl-carrier-protein] synthase activity.
AACCGCUAACUCUAGUCUGGUCUGUUCUGUAAGUUAUUAGUUUAUGUAAGUCGGUAAUUUAUAUAUUUUUUUCUAAAUUAUAUUUACUUUUUCCUCUGAUAUUUACAGUAAAAACUCCAAUCCAACUAAGCCUCAAGCUGUCAAAGCUUACACAGACAGCAGGAUGUCUGUUUUUUCACUGUUUUGUUGGAAUAAACUACGGUUGAGACCACAGAACAUAAGGACUCUUCUGCACAAGAAUGCCGGUGUUUGUCCGAAUCAGGAGUCUAGGCACCACAGCUCUGGACGGCAACAAAGAAGGAGGGUUGUUAUCACAGGAAUAGGGUUAGUUUGUCCUCUGGGCACAGGCACUGCUCUGUCCUGGGACCGUCUGAUCAAAGGUCAGAGUGGGGUAGUUGCCCUGGACUCAGAAGAGUACAGGACUCUCCCCUGUAGAGUGGCAGCUCUGGUACCCAGAGGAACCAAGGAGGGUCAGUUUGAAGAGGAAACAUUUGCUUCUCGUAAAGAGAUCAGUAGCAUGUCAUCAGCAACCGUAAUGGCCCUUGGAGCUACUCAGCUGGCCCUGGAGGAUGCAGGCUGGUGUCCCAAAAGCCCAGAGCAGCAGCUCAGCACAGGGGUGGCUGUUGGGAUGGGCAUGGUGUCGCUGGACGAAAUCGCUCGUACCUCCUCCCUCUUCCAAGAGAAGGGCUACAACAAAGUGAGUCCAUUCUUUGUGCCACGCAUCCUUGUCAACAUGGCUGCUGGACACAUAAGCAUCAAACACAAGCUAAAGGGUCCCAAUCAUGCCGUGUCCACCGCUUGCACCACAGGUGCGCAUGCCGUAGGUGAUGCAGCCAGGUUCAUCGCUCACGGGGAUGCAGCUGCUAUGGUUGCAGGGGGCACAGAAUCCUGUGUGGGGCCACUUUCAUUAGCUGGCUUUGCUAGGGCCCGUGCCCUUGCGACCAAAUGGAAUAACAACCCUACACUUGCAUCAAGGCCUUUUCAUCCAGAAAGAGAAGGUUUUGUAAUGGGAGAAGGAGCAGCUGUGCUCCUGCUGGAGGAUCUGAACCAUGCAGUGAGUAGAGGAGCCCGGAUUUACGCAGAGGUCCUGGGUUAUGGGCUCUCAGGGGACGCUACUCACAUAACUGCUCCUACUGUGGAUGGUGAUGGGGCAUUCAGGUGCAUGUCUGCAGCCUUAAAAGAUGCAGAUGUCUCUCUGGCUGAUGUCACAUAUAUAAAUGCUCACGCCACAUCGACACCUUUGGGAGACGCAGCAGAAAAUGCAGCCAUCAAGAGACUUUUCCAGCAAAGUGCUAGCACCCUGGCUGUGUCCUCUACCAAGGGGGCCACAGGACAUCUGCUCGGGGCUGCUGGGGCUCUGGAGGCAGCUUUCACCGCUCUGGCCUGUUACCACAAAGUCCUGCCCCCAACCCUUAACCUGGACAGAACAGAGCCCGAGUUCGACUUGAAUUACGUUCCCUGCACAGCGCAGCAAUGGCAGACUCGGGGUCGACGGGUAGCCCUCACAAAUUCAUUCGGCUUCGGCGGCACCAAUGCCUCACUGUGUCUCGGCAGCAUCUGAGGACACACUGGGAGCGACUGGGAAGUUCUUCUCAUUGAUCAGAUCACAUCCAGGCAUGACAUAUUUACUAAGAGUAGUGAUGUUGGCUGUUCCUAUGAAAUACUUUCAAUGGUUUGCAACAAUCUGUCCUGGAUUUUUAUGGAAAAACUUCAUUUGGAAUUUGUUCCUUCAGUCCGUGUGUGUGCCUGCGUGCGUGUGUGCCUGCGUGCGUGCGUGCGUGUUUGCCUGCGUGCGUGCAUGUGUGCCUGCAUGCAUGCAUGUGUGUGUGUGUGCGUGCGUGCAUGUGUGUGCCUGCGUGCGUGUGUGUGUGCGUGCGUGCGUGCGUGCGUGCGUGCGUGUGUGUGUGUGUGUGCAUGUGGAGUAUGUUGUUUACUUUAUUAUGAUGUUUUUGUCCACCUGUAUUAGGUACACCGAUGUAUCUAAUGAAGUCCAAUAUAAUAACUCAGCAAUAAAUUUGAGUACAUUUAAAUAUUUUGUUGAUGUUACCAGGGGAUGACGACUGUACUUUAUAUUUUCUAUUUAAAUAAUAAUGGUAAUAGUGUGCGACUAUAUAUGCUACAACUGAGUAUAUUGAAAACACACACAGACACAGAGAAUGUAAUAUGGCUGGGUGUUAUAAAUUCUACUAAAUCUCUAAACAUUUCCCAGUUUUAGCCUCAUGCUAAAGGAGACCUUUUUCAUUGGGCAGAUGGCUGGACAAACACAACCCUAACAACCAGGGCUCUAUACUACGAAGCAAAUUCAUUCUACACAGGUUAUCUAUCACCAUUAUCUGGAUUGACAUACCUUAAAACUGGCGAUCAGGAUAAGCGCUCACCUGCACCGACACAGGGAGAACAUGCAAACGCCACACAGGGAGGCCCCGGCCCGAUGACCCCGCCACUGCUUAUUCUUUCAUGAUUCAUAUUUUUAAAAAGUAGUUAUAACUAAAAUAAAAUUAUUAGUUUGAACUAUUCAGCUGUAAUGUGCAGUUCACUGAUCACAUGCAGCGGUCAAGUGGAGAUUAUAUUAAGUUUCAGUAAGGAAGGGGCGGGGCUUCUUUAAAAUUCUGCCAAGAAACCAGUUUGAACUGAGUUGAGUUCAAACUGGAGUUCAUACCAAGUUCUGUGCCAUGUCUGCCUGUCCUGGACUUGACGAGUCCUAAUGAAGACAGCAGGCGUUUUGCAAUUUAGCAGAAUCUGUGAGGGCUGAAGUUUUGUAUUGAAUAGCAGAAAUGAUUUAAUUGUGUUUACAUGCCUAAAAAAAUGAUUGUUUUUGAACCAUGGUUACAAACCCUGGAUCAGCUCAGCUGUGAGAAACCAUGCCUGGUUGGUCUGAUUCCUCCUGCUCUCUAUUUUCCAUUAAAUGUUGUUUUGAUGUCCACGUUCCAGAGACUGUAGCCAAAUAUGUUGUAGCUGGAGAUGGUGUUGUGAAAUAGAACUGUGACAUUUCUAAGGAACACUCCUCGAUGUUUUAAAAACGCCGCAGAAUGUGUGAAGUUUUAAUACAAGUGCUGCAUCAGCUCCAUUACUGUUUGAGGGAUUCAAUUCACAAAGUUCAUAUCUGGCAAACUUAACGACUCUCUGGAUUCUUUAAAUGUGCAAAACCCAAUCAUUUCUACAAUUUACCAUAUUUAUACUAAAAUAAUCAUGUCCAGACAACACUUCAUUUUAAAAAAGCAUCAGCUGUCACCAUAGUGACUUCAGCGUUCAACACUGGUGAGCUGCUUGGAAACAGGAAAACAUUUCAGCCUCUAAGUUUGUACCUUGGGUUUAAAUACAGCUCACUAGUGUCAAAUCUUGUAAUAAAACACAAAGGCUUAAAAUUGUUUUAGCCAUUGUAUUAAUCUUUUGUUAUUUGCACUGCAUAGACAUAAAAAUGGUCCUCAAAGUACUUGACUCUCAGAAUCCUCACAAAUAUGUAGACUCAUUAAUUGACUGAAUGACUUCACUAAACAACUCUUCCCAAGGUCUCCAUAACUGAUUAAUGAGUUUGCUGUUAAUGUUUUGAUGGUGGCAGGAUGGAGGGUUAGAGUGGGAUUCGGUCGGUGUUUCUCAGCUGUAGCAGCGUGGGUAAAGGGAACAGUCAGAAAUAAGUCUCAUAACUUGUUGUUACAAGGAGUGAAUUGAUCAUAUUUACGUAAAAGUCCAGAGCCUCUAUAGACGAUGAUCUGAGUACUUGUAACACUGCACAAAGGUCACGAUCACACUGUUCAUGAAGUGCUGGGUUUGUCCAUCUUCGGGGCCUGAAGACUGCGAGUCCUGCUUGAUUCCUGCGAUUAGCUUCAGUCUUCCUGAUGUUUCUUAAGUAGCAUGUAUGUAGACACACACUCUCUCUCUCUCUAUAUAUAUGCCUCUCUCAGUGGGUCAACAGAACAUCUGACACAGCACAGCUGUAAUGAAAGAAUGGGAGGGUAUUUCUCCAAGAGGACACCUAGCUUGACGCUAACGUCCACUGUGAAUGUAGCUGUUGAAAAUAAUGUGGACUCCUGGCUAUCCUGUUAUUACAUAAAAGAACUAAUUACAAGUUUCCAUGUUACCAGGCUGUAGAGCGCUCUGUGAGUGUGGAUCUAAAACUGUUUAAAUCUUCCUCUGUCUUAUGCUAAAAUCUCAAAGGGCUACAUUUAAUUUCCAGAUAAUUCUGAUAUGAAGUGUAAAUGUGGGCCUCUGUGGCGUGUACAGCUGCUGUCAUCUCUGUGUAAAACAGGCUAACAGAAUUAGUGUAUGCUAACAGCUAAUCUAGCUAACAAAUUAACAGAAUGCUACAGAGUGAUGUUAGACGCCGUGCAGAACUAUAAGAUGCUAAGCUAUGUGUCAUUUUAAUUAUAGUGACGUGGUUGUGUUUAGCUUAAUUUAGUCAUCAGUAGCAGUAAAACCAGCAGAGACCAUCAGAACUGGAGCAGCUGGGCUAUGUAACAAGUGUUCGUGGUCACAUCCAGCAGGUGUGUGACUUUGGCUCCAGAAGUGGAACAUGGAAACCCCACAACAGGAAAUUUUUGCUUUGUUUUUGUACAGUGGGGUUAUAUCUUUUAUACAGUCACCGAUGCUGCUGUUCUGGCUCCAUAGCCUUCAGUCUUUGUAAAAAGAGAUCUGUCUUAAUGCCUGUAAGCUCCUAAACUGUGAGUCCUUAAACAGAGGACAAAAAAAUCUAUAUUCUGAACAAUCACUCGACCUAGCAAACAAUACACUCUAAUAUCAAAGCAUAAAACCUGUGAAAUGAAAAGUAAAAUGGCAGCUUGGAAACAGGGCUGCAGACAGCAGAGUUUCUUACAGUUUUAGUGGAUUUUCUUCUGUGGAUUUAUCACUUCUCUCCUGCUCAGAGAUGUGAACUCCACUGCCACAGGUCUCAUCAUCAUCUACCUGAAAAUUGAGGUAUUUAUUAUUUUGUCUGCACCCUGAUAUCUUGCUUUGCUCAGCUGCAGCUAUAGAAAGGGACAGAUUUCUGGCUGAUCUUAAUGGGCGGUCGUUGAUCUCUCUGGAAGUGCUGCACGGAGGUUGUGACGUCUGUGCAAAGCGCUGAAGUUUGUCUCCUUGUCAGGAUUAAGCCAUGCCUCAGCUUCCAGGCUUGUAAAAGUGCAACAAAAGUUAUUCAAAUACAUCUCUCCCAGAUGACAGGAUGUGCAGUUUCUGCUUUAAAUGUUUGUUUAUAUUCAAAAAUCUAAGCUCACAUUUUGUCGAGUGCA